Pipistrellus nathusii (Nathusius's pipistrelle) is the source of this 3021-nucleotide messenger RNA. The record is from the annotation of a GenBank genome assembly. Lineage: Eukaryota; Metazoa; Chordata; Mammalia; Chiroptera; Vespertilionidae.
AUGGCUGAUAGGAAACCGAACGGUGGGGGCGGCGCCGCCUCCACCUCCGCGUCCGGCACUAACUUACUCUUCUCCUCCUCGGCCACGGAGUUCACCUUCAACGUGCCCUUCAUCCCGGUCACCCAGGCCGCCGCGGCCGCCGCCCCCCUGCUCCUGCCCGGAGAGGAUUCCACAGAUGUUGGUGAGGAGGACAGCUUUCUUGGUCAGACUUCUGCUCACACAUCUACCCCACAGACAUUUAGUUACUUCUCUCAGGUAUCAAGCAGUGGUGACCCAUUUGGGAAUAUUGGACAGUCACCAUUAACAACGGCAGCAACGUCACCUGGACAGUCAACUUUCUCCAAGCCCCAAGCUGCUCUCCCUUUUACAACUGGAUCCCAAGAUGUGUUGAAUACAUUUCCACCAUCCUUUUCGAAGGCUCAGUAUGUUGCUCCAGCUUCUUCACAGAUGGGAACAAAUGCUUAUUUGCCUGCUCAGCCAAGUAGUCUCCCUCCUUCAAAUGUUGGGAGCCCACCCCAAGGAAUAUCCCAACAAGGAUACAAUCCCUAUCGCCAUACUCCCAUAAGCAGCAGAGCUAACCCUUACAUUACACCACCACAGCUGCAGCAGUGCCAAACACCAGCCCAUCCUACCCAUCUGCCACCCUCUGGACCUCCUGUCCACAUGCACCAGACGCCUCCAGGAUCUCUGCCAGUGGUUCAUCCUUCCGUGCAGUCAGGGUUGUCUCCUCCAGCACAGCAGCAGGCACUUGCUAGACCUGUGGGUCCCUCUGUGCCAGUGCCUCCUCCUUUUAUGCUUCAAAACCAGUACGAGCCUGUUCAGCCCCACUGGUUUCACUGCAAGGAGGUAGAGAACAAACAACUCUGGAUGCCUUUCAGUGUGCUGGACUCUUUGAAUCUUGAAGAAGUCUAUAAUUCAGUCCAGCCAGAUCCUGAGAGUGUGGUUCUAGGCACGGAUGGAGGGCGCUAUGACGUUUACCUUUACGACCGCGUGAGGAAAGCUGUGUACUGGGAAGAGGAGCCUGCUGAAGUGAGACGCUGUACUUGGUUUUACAAAGGAGACUCAGAUAGCAGAUUUAUUCCCUAUACAGAGGAAUUCAGUGAAAAACUAGAGGUAGAAUAUAAAAAAGCUGUAACCACAAAUCAGUGGCACCGCCGAUUAGAGUUUCCAAGUGGAGAGACGAUUGUUAUGCACAAUCCAAAGGUUAUUGUUCAGUUCCAGCCGUCGUCAGUGCCAGAUGAGUGGGGGACCACACAAGAUGGACAGACAAGACCCAGAGUUGUAAAGCGUGGAGUUGACGAGAACCUUGAUGAAAUUCCCGAGGGGGAAAUGCCUCCGGUUGACCAUUUGGUGUUCAUGGUACAUGGCAUUGGACCGGUAUGUGACUUGCGAUUUAGAAGUAUUAUUGAAUGUGUGGAUGAUUUCAGGGUGGUUUCUCUCAAAUUGCUGCAGACUCAUUUCAAGAAAGCUUUAGAUGAUCGGAAAAUAAGCAGAGUGGAGUUUCUUCCUGUUCACUGGCACAGCUCCUUGGGUGGGGAUGCAACAGGUGUCGACAGGAAUAUUAAGAAAAUCACUUUACCAAGUAUUGGUCGAUUUCGUCACUUUACCAAUGAAACCCUGCUAGAUAUUCUGUUUUAUAAUAGUCCCGCCUACUGUCAGAAGAUUGUGGAGAAAGUGGGAAUGGAGAUAAACCGUCUACACGCACUUUUUCUGAGUCGGAAUCCAGACUUCAAAGGAGGGAUCUCUGUUGCUGGUCACAGUUUAGGUUCUUUAAUAUUGUUUGACAUCCUGUCUAAUCAGAAAGAUUUGACUUUAUCGAAGGCUUCAGGCCCUUUUGCUGCUGCUAAUGGAGCUGUGAAGCAGCCACGUUUCCAGGAGAAGCAGAUGCCUGAAGACCCAAAGCUGAUCUUGGAUGAGUCUUGUGACCUUGAUGUUGAAAAUGAAGAAGUCCUAACUUUGCAGGAAACUCUGGCAGCACUUAGUCUCUCUGAAUAUGUUAGCACUUUUGAAAAGGAAAAGAUUGAUAUGGAAUCUCUGCUGAUGUGUACAGUUGAUGACUUGAAGGAAAUGGGAAUACCCCUGGGGCCCAGGAAGAAGAUAGCCAACUUUGUGAAGCACAAGGCAGCCAGACUGGAACAGAAAAAAGCAGCCUCAGAAAAGAAGGCAGCGAUGGCGGCUUUGACAAAAGGACAAGAAGGAAGCGCUCAGAAAGCCAAAGAAAUGGCUUCUCUCCCCUCAGAAUCCAGCGAGUCUAAGAGGAGACUUCCAGUCGGUGCUUGUGUGUCUUCUGUGCAUGUGGAUUAUGAGUCUUUUGACGUUGGCACUGGGCAGGUUUCUGUUGUUUAUAACUCAUUAGACUUUGAACCAGAGAUUUUCUUUGCCUUGGGAUCUCCAGUUGGUAUGUUUCUGACUAUUCGAGGAGUGGAUCGGAUAGAUGAGAACUUCAGGCUUCCUACCUGUAAAGGAUUCUUCAAUAUUUAUCAUCCACUUGAUCCAGUGGCAUAUAGACUGGAACCUAUGAUUGUUCCUGAUUUGGACCUAAAAGCAGUUCUCAUUCCACAUCACAAAGGCAGAAAAAGACUUCAUUUAGAGUUGAAAGACAGUCUCUCUCGCAUGGGAUCAGAUUUGAAGCAGGGUUUUAUUAGCUCUCUGAAAAGUGCCUGGCAAACUUUAAAUGAGUUUGCCCGUGCUCAUACCUCUUCAACUCAGCUGCAAGAAGAAUUGGAGAAGGUAGCCAAUCAAAUCAAAGAAGAAGAAGAAAAGCAAGUAGUUGAAGCAGAAAAGGUUGCUGAAAGCCCAGAUUUUUCCAAGGAAGAGGACUACUUAGGAAAGGUUGGAAUGCUAAACGGAGGCCGUCGAAUUGACUACGUUCUUCAAGAAAAGCCAAUAGAGAGUUUUAAUGAAUAUCUUUUCGCUCUUCAGAGUCACUUGUGCUAUUGGGAAUCUGAAGAUACUGCCCUGUUAUUACUUAAGGAAAUUUAUCGAACAAUGAACAUUAGUCCAGAACAGCCCCAGCACUGA